AUGUGCUCGAUGCUAACAAUCGGUCUCCUUCUUUUCAUCGCCGUUCCGGCUUACGGAUUUAAGCAACAUUGUCGAGAAACUUUGAAUAAAGGACGAGAAAAUGUUGAAACGGUUGCUGAACAUUUGGCGGCGAAGGAAUUCGAAAGAAUCGCAGCGGUUCUCGCCAAAUCGAAGCUUAUUAUGAGAGAAUUCAGUCACGAAAGUAUCAGUCAUUCUUCAACGUUCCAAGAUUUGAUUCGAGUUCGCGAUGGCCAGCAACCGUGUCCUCAGCCAAACGCCACAAUGUUCACUGAUUCAACUGUUCCGCAGCCGACUACGAAACAUAUCACAACUCCAAAACCAACACAAGCUCAGACAACUGAUGGAGCUUCGACGUCGGGUUUUCGGCCUCCAACAGUGUAUGCUGCAACGCAUGAGGAGGACCCGUUCGCCCAGCACAUGGCCAAUUUGCACCAUUAUAUGAGCCGCGAAGACGAGGUUUGCAACAAUGAGCUGAAGGAUAUCAAUUCGAUAACCGAGGAUCAACUCUACGGAUUUUUCUCGACUUUGGCCGCCGCCCAUCCCGGCCCAUUCUGCUCUCUUUGUCACCGGUUUACUGAAGAAAUUCAAUUUCGUUUAUUCAAACCGGUGCAGCUUUUAACCACGGAUGACGAAUUCCAUUUCAACGAUCUCCUAUUUUCUCAUGUUCCAGCUGCAAGAGACAUUUGCUCCGCAAUCGCUCCUGGAUGUCAUGAAGAUUACAUUUCAAAAGUUGCGAAUCUAACCGAAUCAGUGGUGUGCCUUGAAUGCACAGCCUGUAUGUCAAUAACCAAUGUCAUCCAGCACAAGUUCCUUCUUCAACCGAAAGUCAUCGAAUCGGCUGUCACUUUCCUGCGCGGAAAUUUGUUCCACAACUUAUGUGCGGAACUUUGCAUCACAUUCCAAAAUCAAAAUCAAACCGUUGAUCUUUUCCCAAACGGAUUCAGUUAUGAGGGGUGUUUAAAUGUCAUGGAAAAGAAAUUCCGACAAAUUAUCAAAGUCGCCACUGUUAUUUUGAGACCUGAACGUCUUUGUAGUCUGGAACUUCAAUGGUGCGAACUCAAUGAGCAGCCAAAUAUAAUUCACUGCCUUCGUGAAAUGUGUUUCGAAUAUUUCAAAGAUACACCACAGACGAGAUGGUUUUGCAGCCAGAUUCCAGAUCGCCCAGAGCAAGCCGACCAAUUUUUGAACAUUCGCCAAACAAAAGUCUAUAAGGAUAAAAAAGACUACCACAACAAGUUCCAAAAUCGAAAUCUCCACGAUGAGCUUUGA
This is a messenger RNA of Caenorhabditis bovis, 1290 nucleotides long. The record is from the annotation of a GenBank genome assembly. Lineage: Eukaryota; Metazoa; Nematoda; Chromadorea; Rhabditida; Rhabditidae.